AUACGGGAUUUCCACGACCGUUUUUUUCGGCUUUCUUCUUUUGUGCGGUGUUCGCGUUCGUUCGGUUCAAAAGCUUCGGCAAAACGAAGGACUCGUUGCCAUCCCGCUCGCCCACUCGCUGCCACUGUCUCUGAAAAAUUUUAAUACAAAUCGAAAUAAAACUAAGGCAAAAACCUACUCAAAACUCGAAUAAUUAUAUAAAACAGUUUUGAAAUUCGAUUGUCACAAAGUUUAUGCACAAAUUAGCCAAACCUUAAUCGUUGCUAAGAGAGAGGAUAGCGAGAGAAUUGAGCAAACGAGAGCGUGAGCGCACGAAAAACAAUUUUUUUUUUAAUGUCGACUUCGAAGGAUAACCGAAAAACACACAUUAAAAUCGGGGAAAAGCAUACCGUCGAAAUAAUUGUAGAGUCCCAAAGGAUAACCAAAAAGCAAGCCAACUUAAAAAAUACAAGAAAUAAAUCCUUUAAAGUGCCAUUAAAGUUAAACAACUUCUUUAUCCUUUCGUGCAGAUUUCUUAACUAAUUAAUUAUGUGAGCAAACCAACAAAGAAAAGCCCUAAAACAAAGCAACAACAUCAACAACCCCAACAACAAGAAAACCAAUUCAACGAAGCAAACGAAUUUCCAUAAAAAUGUCCAAUUCCAAGGUUAUUGUGCAAAAACAACAAUAAUAAUAAAUAAUUAAAUAAAUAAUAAUUAAUAAAUAACACAUGUUAUUAAAUAUAAAAAUACAUAGUAAAUGUUAAUACUAUGAAAACGGCAACUGAAACCGCGAUACGCUCGAACGAGAACCAAUACUUGCAAGCUGGCCAGUGAGUUGCUGGCAGGGAACGGGGAUUCAGGCCGGGAUUCAUGCCGCUGGAUGCAGGGCAGCCACUGAAGCUGAAGCUGGAGCGGCUCAGGCGGGUACAGAGCAACGGGAACUGGGACUGGAACAGGAACCCCCCGAACCCGUACCGGUUAAGAAACAGGAACUGGGCCAGGCAGCUGACGGAUCGGACCGGACCGGAGAGAGCGACGCUCCAAGAAGUCCGCCCAACAAGUCCGCCGCCAACACUACCGAUGAUGAUGGGGCCAUGAGCCCGUCAUUACUCGCAUUGAAUUGGAGUCGCAAGCGCGUCUCAAGCGGGCCUGCACCAUGCUAGCACCGCCGAACCCGAGGUCAAUAUGCGGCCAGGACCCGGGCUGGUCGUGAUGGCGCUUGCGUUUAUUUCGGGGGCUCGGCGAGGCAGCAGCAGCGGCAUCAGCUCAGCGACAGCGACACCGACACCGACAUCCACAGCGGCAGGCGACGGCGGGAGCAGAGGGGCAGAGGGCAGGGGCAACGACCGAGGAGGCGGCAGCGCAAGAGGUGAAGGAUCAACCACGUUACCGUCCACUGGCGAGUCCUCGUCAUUCGUUCGCAGCUCUGGCUCGUACCUGCUGCCCAUCUUCCUGCCCCACCAUCUCGACUUGGCGCUCCAGUUUGGGCCACGUUUGCCGCCCGGCGAUUACCACCACCAGCAGCAGCAGCAGCACCAGCACCAGCACGACCACGCCCACACCGAGUCCUGGAUUUCGUCGAGGAUUGCGGACAGGAGACAGCGGCGGCGGCGACGAGACAGUAGCAGCAGCAGCAGGGAUAUAGCAGGUCGGGCGGGCGGAACAGAGACAGUAACAGGAACAGGAACAGUGACAGGGAUAGUAUCCAGUAAGGGAUCGGGAACAGCGGCAGUCACAGCGGGCACAGCGGAGUCCAGCGAGGAGGAGCAGGAGGAGGAUCGCGAUCCGGGUCUUCCCGUUCAGUUUCCCUCGUCGCAGGCCUUUGACGAAGACGAGGAUAUCUUCGCCCUGGUGGCCGAGGACGAUCUGCUGUCCGAGGAGUCCUUUGAUCGCCUGAUCAAGCUCAACGAAGACGCCGACGAGGAGGAUUACAAGCAACAGCCGCAACCCGCGGAGGAAGCGGAAACGGAAAUAGACACAGAGACAGAGCCAGAGCGAGAGAACGAGACGGAAACAGAGACGGAAACGGAAACGGAGAGAGAAGCGGAAGCGGAUACUGAAACCGAAACGGAGCAGCAGCAACAGGACGAGAGCCGCCUAAUUGAUGAGGGAGUCCUGCAACAUAGCGAUAACAGUCACAGCCACUCGCCGGAGUCCGCUAACAGCUACGAUAAUAACAAUAACAAACGAGAGGCCAGUGGCCGCAUCCUUGAUGCCCAGACGGCCCAGCUGAUCGGACACAAGGAUAACAGCUUGUCCGCCGUGGCCACCACCGAGUCAGCAGGCGCCAGCAGCAGCAGUAGCAGCACCACCACAACCUUGCCAGCACCCGUGGACCUAAAGAAGUCCAUACUCGGCACAGCGAGCUCGUUAACACGCCUUAAUCCUUGGAUAUCAGCCUGUGAUCUGGCACAGCCGGGCACAGCAACAGACUUGCAGGGUCAGUGCUCGGCUGGUACACUGCCCAUGGCCUGGGUCGAUGAGGGACCCGGGCCCCCAAUCUGCCCGCGAUCCUGCGCCGAGCAGCAGCACCAGAAGCCAGCGGCCUCCAAGGCGAGGCCUCCGAGGAGCGCCUCCAGUAACAAUAAAGUCAAGUAUUUCGUAAACUAUAAGGCGGCCCAGAUGCGUUUGCGACGCGAGAGGGACUACGCGAUGGACGCCACCGAGAGCAAUUCCCCAAUGCCGGCCAGUGAGCGGCCGACCACCACCGACCUGGGCCUGGACAUGGAUGUGGACAUCGAUGGGUAUAGCAGUUCAACAUCCAGUGCGGCCAGUGUUACCGAGGAGACGGUAGGAGGAGGAGUGCCGGAACCGGAGCCAACGUUGUCCUACAGCCAUCUGCAUGCCCAGGAGCAGCUCCAGCUGGACCAGGACCGGGGGGAGGACGAGCAGGAGCAACAACAGUGCCUUGAAUAUCUGGGCGAUUCCGCCGAGUCGAGUCCGCAGCACCUGUGCGACCUUCGGUCACCUGGCCAGCUGCUGGAGCGACUUCGGGCGCUGCGCCUGCGCAACUGCUGCGAGCGGAGCGUGUUCAGUGCCCUGCACACGCUGGCCCUCAAUGCCAGCCUCUCGGAUCGGCGGGAGUGCACCCGCAUCCUCAGCGACCUGCUGGACGUGGACGGCCUGGCCAAUCGCAUCACCUGCGAGCUGGCCGAGAUUCUGUUCCGCUUCGACUGCCGGCAGGUUUACUCGCUGAUCAACCAAUGCGACGAUUGCAAGGAAGCAUAUCGUCGCUGGGUCUGCAGUACACUAGUGCCAUACUUUGCCGAGCCAAAGGACGUUGCGCCAGCAACGGGUGCAGGAGCGGGAGCAGCAUCCUCCGCGGGCAAGAGCAAACGCUCGGCGAGAAGUGCAGCGAGGGGCGAGGUGGCGUCAACGGCGACGGAGGCGAAUGGAAUCAAGCAUAAAUCUCUGAAAUUAAUCAGCAAUAACAAUAAAUCAAAUAACGGCAAUAACAUGAACGAGCGUCAGAUUAAUCAGAAGCAUGACAAGAGCUCGAACGCGAGAGCAAAGGCAAACGCGGGCCAGGACAAUGACCGCCGCAGCAGCAGCAGUAGCAGGAGCAGCAGUAACAGUGUGGAGGAUGCGAUUGGCAGGGACCUGGCCCAGACAUUCUACGAUGUUGUUGGCCUGUCUAACUCUCGCCACCAGGGAGAGGAGGAGAUCCUGGGAGUGGCCAUGGAUGACGGCAAUGAACCAGAACCAGAGACGGAGGCGGAGGCGCAGGCGGAGUCCGAGGAGGCUGAGGCCGAACAACAAUCCAAUAAUUUCAUAUCGACUGCCAAUAAUUCGGAUCCCAGAGCCACGGAUCCAGUGAUAUCAAAACUACACAAGAGAUCAACACGCAAGGAGGAGUUCCGUAAGCGCCGCCGUAUCCGGCCCUGCCUGAGCGUCUGCCAAACCGUGGAACAAAAGUGCCCCUACCUGCUGCCCGCCGAUCGCGCUCCCGCGCUGCCCACCCAAUAUGCCGGCGAGCCGACAUUUCUCUGCCUAGAUCAAAACAUACCCGAGACAGGGGCGCAGCUGGAAAAGUCGAGCUACGGCCCCAACGAUUGCUGCUACAGCUACUGCAAUGGUCCCUUGUCCGGUAUCUGCACUGUGUGCCAUGAGUUCACCGCUCCAACGAUGUCGGAGGAGGAUGCUUCCACUGCUACCAACUCCACCCGCCGCGUACACAACAUCACGCUCUCGCUGAGCUCGCAUCCCGGCGAGCAUGCCCGGGCCAAGAGCGUGGCUCUGGCCUUAAGGAACGUGAGUCGAACCGGCGGGGAUCCGGAUGCCAUGCAGACCCUGCUCGAUCGCCUGCCGUACUAUGCACGCCACGACGGAGUCUUUUACUAUGACGAGGAGGGUGACAUGCCGCAGGCGCCGCUUUCCGGCGACUGUGCCGCCGUGCCCUCCGUUUCCAGUCGCUGUACGAUACCGUACUAUGCCUCCGGCACGGAGGCUGUGGCGGCCCCGCCCACUCAGCUGCUGGUCUGGCUGAGCGCCCUGCUCGGCCUGCUCAGCAGCUGUGGAGCGGCGCGGCAGCGCUGGAGCUGUCAGUGGAGCGCGAUGGUCGGUGGACACGGCAGCAGGGUGGCGACGGGCACGGGUCGCGGUCGCCAGGCGGUGGCCUGUGAGGCCAACUGUCACGAGCAGGAGCUGGUCAGGAGUGGGAUCAGGAGCCACCAGCAGCCGGUCAAGCCCAAGGCCAAGCCGCUGAAGUGCGCCCCGGGACUCUCCGUGGCAGCCGCCCGCAGCUGGUCCUGGUCGUAUACGUAUAAGAUGACGUGCAGGAAAGUGCGAUACUUCAGCAGCAGGAGCAAGUUCAAAGGCCUGACCAACUACGGCGGGGAGGGGGACGCCCGGCCGAGUGCGGUGCGAGUGAGGGUGCGAGUGAGGGUGGAGGAGGGCGGGUGCAUUAGGACUAGGAACUAUCGCUACUUCUACUACUUCAACUACAACAUAAACGAUUGGUGGCGGAGAUGGUGGCGCUGCCUGAGCAGCGGCGCCUUAUAGUGCCUGCGAGCGGUAUGCGGCCACCUACACCCGGUGGACGGAACAAUGACGACGUACUCGUACUCACCCUCUCUCUCUCUCUCUCUCUCUUUAGCGAACCGAAACCAAAACCGAAACAAAAACAAAAAACAUUAACAAAAACCAAAACAGAAAAAGAAAACCAUAAGCCAAAAACCAAAUACUUAUAUAAUAGCUAAAUCAGAAUGCAUAAUAGAUGUGGCAUAUAUGUAUGAUGGCAGGAAGGAAAAGGAUAUGGAAAAUACGAAACAGACAGACACAGUAACACAUAAAUCCAUGGAAAUGCGAAUUAAAUGACACGCAAAACAGAAACCAAUUAAAUAUUUAUGGUCCUCUUUCCAAUGAAAUAAAAACAAGCAUGAAUUAAUUAUAAAUCUCUAUUGAAACAAAACCAAAAUAGCAUAUUUUAUUACAACUAGAACAAAGAAUAUGAAUAUUUAAUUAAACAAAAAGCAACUGCCACAAGAAUAGGUUUUUUAGAUAAACGAUAACGGAAAUACCAAAAAAGGAAACAAAAAAAGAAAACAUAAAACCAAAAAGAUUUAACAAAACGCAUACAACUAAAGUAUAACAAAAAAAAAAACAAAGCUGGGGAAACCGAAGGAAAAUAUAAAUAGUUAUUAAUUUAAUUACUGGCGAGCAAAAAUACGAAAAGUUUAGGUUAGCUAAAAAAAAAAAAAAAAAAAUAACUGAAGGAAAAUUAAGAAUCCAAAUUUACUAGACUAAAGGAAAAUUUUGAAAACUGCGGAAAUGAAGGAAGGGAAAACCCCCAAGGCAGGCUCAAGUGCUGCAGGGAAAAGGGGGGAAAAAACAUAAACAAUUUGUCAGAGGCCGCGUAUCAACCACCUUUCAAAAAAAAAAAAAAAAAAAAACAAAACAAGUAAAAUGCGAAACGUGAACUUUACUUAAAUUAGUUUAAACUUAAAACCGACACAUAGGCGAUUAUGUAUUGGGAAUUAGCAUAGUCGAGAAUGAGGGAGCGAUUUAAUUAACAAUUAAAACAAUUAACGGCAAUGGAGAACCGCUAAAGUGUCUAAAAAUGUCUUUAUUUAGUUACAAAAUAAAAACAGAACAAGGGAAGGGAAUACGGAAAUGAAAACAUAACAAUUUGUAUAAUCCAAGUAAAGAAAAAAAGAGCCAAAAUGGAAAAACAAAACGAGAAGAAGAGUAUAUAAAGCGCACAGUAAAAAACGUAUCUUUAAGAUUCAUCGACCGCCAUUGCGAGAAAAGGGGACUCCAUAGAGAAAUUCGGAUUCGGGUAACAAACGGAAGCAUUACCACAUUACAGCCUACAUAUGUAUGUACGGAUAUAUGUAUGUACGAUAGAUAUAGUCAACAACAAUGUGCAACGUAAACAGCAAAUAAGGUAGCGAUCGGUGGGAGGAGAACAACAACAACAACAACAAUAUGCCUACUAUAUAAAUACUAACAAUGAAUAAUAAUACUUUUUGUAAUAAAGUGAACCCUAUGUAGCAUAUAUAUAUAUAUUAAUUAUAUAUAUGAAAUAUAUAUAUUUAUAUAAUAUAUAUUGUCUUAACAACUUAUCGUACAUAACUUGCAGCAAAAACGAGAAACCUAUGAGAAACAAACAGAAAAAACCCCAAAUGAAAACCCCCAAAACAGAGAGGAAAUGCAUAAGAGAAAAACAACCGAAAAAGAGGAAAACCAAAAGCGUAUAUUAUUAAGAAAUAUUCAAAUAAUUAGUCGUAUUUGGUAUUAACUAAUUAACUAUUAACGUAAGUACUAAACAAUUUGAGAGAAUCUCUGAUAGAGCACACUCGCCCACACACACUCUCACUCAGAUAUAGAGACGCAUUCUUUGAGCACUCCUAACGAUUCUAAGUUCUUCACCGAAUCACACCACCUGUCCACCUGUCCACCUGUCCACCUGUCACAUCCUCACACUUCUUUGGUACUUUCCUAUGUUUCCGGGAAAUAUGUUUGGUUCGAUUUCUUCUUCUCUGAGACCCAUUUAUCGAACGGUUUAACCCACUGCAGGCAGUGUCAGAGUUACCAAGUUUUUAAGUCUAUUAGGGGAAUGCUUUUCCGAAAUGAACUUCUGGGAGAAUUUUUGCAUUAGAAACUGACGAAAUUACUUUAGGAGGAGAUAUAGGAAUACGAUGCCGAUACGAUGGUAUGGAUUUUGUUAGAUGUUGUAGUAGAAACGUAAAAGAUAUAGCGAACCAGAGCAGCAGCAGCAGCAGCAGGAGCCUUCACAGCGAACAACCCUCCACAUCUAUCACUAUCUCUCUAAAAAUCUCUUUCUAUAUCUUUCUUUCUCUCUCUGUGUUUUAUUAGCCCCCCCCCCCAUAUCAAUAAAUCAUUGUAAAUACAGAUAACGUAUGAACAAUUCAACUCGACUAUAUAUCAUUUUCAUGAUUACCAAAAAGAUCCAUAUUCUACGAUUAUUUCUUCCUAGACUUCUUUUGCAACUUUAUGAUUCAUUCGCCCCAAAGUUUCCGCUAAUUACGGUACUCUUUCCAUAUAAAGUACAUAUAUGUAUAUGCAAAGUAUAUGUAUGGGGUUUACGUGGCCGAACAACUUUUCAUUUAUCUCGGCUCGUCGACGGGGUGGUAACUGUAUGUACAUUUUGAGGCGAAUGCAAGACAUUUUCUAAGCAAAAACCAAACAAAAAAAAAAAAGAAAAACAAAAGCAAGCACGAGCGGUAGGAGGGCGGGGGUGGCUACGAAACCGUUAUCAAAACAUUUCAAUGGCAGUACGAAACGGAAGCGGAACGGAAACGGAAACGGAAACGGGGAAAUGGAGAGCAAGUAACAGUAAAGGAACAGAAUGAGACAGACAGACAGAGAGCCGCUGGCACAAAUUGCGCGCAUAUAGAAUGCAAAUUGUUAUGAAUUAUUGUGUACUUUUGUAAAACUUUUUGAUAUAUAUAAUAUAGUUAACAUGAAUAGAUGCCUAAAUAAUAAUAAAUUAAAUGUUAAUUUAUUUAAAUGUAAACAAUAAAUAGAGAUGGAACUGGAGUAGAGGCCGGCGACGGAGGCGGAGACGAAGGCGGUGGGCGGGCAAUAGGGCAUUCCCGGUACGAUCCCCCAAGUCCGGCCCCCGAGAACUCCGUAUACCCCGGGGGCAUUUAGCGUAUGUACGAAAUAAAUUUUAGGCGUUGGACGACGCACAACGGAAGGCGAGGCAGGAUCAUCUCCUGGUCCCCUGGUCCCCCCCCAGUGCGCUUAGAGAAAAACUAGUUGAAUUGUGUACGUAAUGUGGGUAAAAAUCAUAGCACCAGAUCUGAUCCAUCGAUUGGGCAUUACUUUACAGUAGACAAAGACGACAUUACUGCAUUGAAGCCAUCUCAUGCGAUCCACACGCAUACACACACACACACACUCAAAUUCCAAAUCCGAAUCAAUAACCAAUUAGCACGAAUUAUACAAUAAUUUUUGUAAUUGAUUAGCCGCUGCCACACAACCAAAAAACAUAAACAAAAGAUCAGUCGACGAAACGAAUAGCUCCGCUGCAGCGUGCGCUACACAAUUAUUUUUUACAAAAACCAAAAAACUAUUCAAAAUAUGUAAAAAAAAAAACAAUGAAAGAGAUUUUUAAAAAGCAAAAACCGAAAUUGGAGACACAAAAUUCUUUUUAGGCCAAAAAUGAAAUUACAUAAUUGUGUGCCAGGACAAAAACCAAAAGUAUAAAAAUAAUAAAAAAAAUAAAAACCAAAAAUGAAACGUUAAAAUGUGUUGUAUUUGAUAUCAUGCAAGCGAGCACAGAAACCAGAAACAAUGGCGAAAAGUAAAGUAAUAAUAUAAAUGAAAUUCAUAGCGUCAAGUCAAAUUUAAUUUAAUUAAACGAAAACAUAGAUUAAUUUAAAGGAAAGUCACAACAAGCAAAACAAACAACCGAAACAAAAAUGUCUCCGUAAAAUUGAAAACCCAGUGAAAACCAUAGAAGUGUUUGCCUAGUGAAAAACUCGAAAUUUACAGUGACACAAGCCCCCCCUCUUCCAGAUAACAGUAAUUUAGUGGAAACUGAUAUAAAAACAAAUAAACAAAAACGUAAAAUCUAAAAUCCCACAUGAGACAGCUAAAAACUUUAAAACCGAAAAACAAAACUAAACUGAAAUCUUCUGUACUUGUUAUUUAAAACCAAACAAAAAAUACAAACUUAAGAGAAAAAACAAAAGAAAACCUAGAAAAUCAACAAAUUAUAAAAAAAAACGAUAAAAAAUCC
Drosophila kikkawai is the source of this 9189-nucleotide messenger RNA. It is a transcript of the gene Mid1, whose product is annotated as Mid1. NCBI's taxonomy places the organism in Eukaryota, Metazoa, Arthropoda, Insecta, Diptera, Drosophilidae. The record is from RefSeq and is a predicted model, not a curated record. Gene Ontology annotation, cellular component: plasma membrane. Gene Ontology annotation, molecular function: stretch-activated, monoatomic cation-selective, calcium channel activity. Gene Ontology annotation, biological process: calcium ion import across plasma membrane.